CAAAUCGAGCAUGCGAUCCGGAAAUUGAAAACACGGUAGCCUCAAUUCUGUCUCAUCAUCACCGGUGCCAUUGUUUCAAUUGAUUGAAUACGCUAUCGCGGUUAUAAAAUUUGAAUCGGGGACAAGGUGCAAUUAUUCUUGGCGCCUUGAAACAAUAGCACGAAAUUACGACGUGAUCUACGCGUUUGUCGCUUGGUCCCAAUUGCAUGUUAAGAAGGACGAUUAGAGGGCUACCGUUUAAGUUGAUCGUUGCAAUUGAUCGUGCAAUUGGUCCGCGUUUCAAGGUGGGCGAUACACUCGAUUACGCUUGUUGUGUUUGCCUGGUUCCGCCUCGUUUCGACCGAUUGAAUCGCGAUAUUCUAAUUGACGAUCCCAACGAGGCUGCAGUAGUCUAGUCAGCUUGGAGACGCACGCUGGGUGCGGAGCAUUCACCGUUCGAUCCAUGUGAUACGCGUUUACUACAAGGAUCUUUUGAAUACAUACAAAUAUUUAUUUCUUGCCGGUGAGAUCAGUAACGUUCUAUUAAUUCAUCGCGCUCGUGUCGUAUCAAGAGGAAACACAUUCGAACAGGUUUCUUAAGAAGCAAACGUUUUUAUCACCCUCCGAGGCGACGACGUCGAAGACAGCAUGAGGCUAUUCUGCUCGCAGAAGGACGACGCAUCACCGAACAAAGAUGACACAGAGGAAAAGACGGAUUCGGGCAGGAAGCAGGAAGUGGAUCGUUUCGGAUACUAUCAAAUGAUCAUGUUCGCGGUAAUAAGCCUGCCUCUGUUCUUGUCAGCAGGAUUCACGCUUGCGUACGUGUUCACAGCUGGCGAAGUUAAAUACAGGUGUGCGGUGCCGGAAUGCGAGGAUCCAUCGGACGUAAAAUUCGACGCGCCUUGGGUCACGGACUCCGUUCCCAGCGUAUCGGAAAUGUCAAAGUGCGUGCGUUACACUGUUACAAAUCACACGGGGAUAUGCACGAAUCAGACUUUCAGCAACGUCACUAAAAAAUGCGAUUCUUGGAUCUACGAUCCGUCGGAGAAGACCAUUCUCAGCGAGUGGGACCUGACCUGCGACAACAACCGAUGGAAGCUAACCCUCGUGGGUACGAUAAACAACGUUGGCCAGUUCGUCGGUUUGAUCUUCGCCGGAUACAUCUCGGACAGAUACGGAAGGCGCACGAUAUUGACGCUGACCACGUCCUUGAGCGGAAUCAGUGGCCUGAUACAUUCCUUUUCCGUGAAUUAUUGGAUGUUUCUCGUAUUCGAAUUUAUCGAUGCGACUGCCUCUGCCGGUAUCUACAGCGCUGGAUUUAUUUUAGGUAUGGAAAUGGCAGGAGUGAAGGGCAGAGUUCUCGCGAGUACGAUUAUUUGCUGCAUGUUUGCGGUGGGCGAAAUGUUGCUUGGAUUAAUCGCGAUGUGGCUUAGAUCGUGGCGAUGGAUCAUGCGAAUGGUGUACGGUCCCGCGGUGUUAGCCAUCUUACUGCCCAUUCUGAUCCCGGAAUCGGUCAGGUGGUUAUUGGCGAAUGGGAAACACGAAAAAGUGGAGAGUAUUUAUCGGAAAAUGGCGCGCAUUAACGGGAUGCAAAUCACGGAUGAGGCGGUCGGUGCGUUUAAGGAAAUGAAUAUGGUGAAGCUCGAGAAGACGGAACAAGUGAUAGCGCCGAAGAAAAAAUCGCCUGUGAUGGAAGUUCUGAAAAGUUCGGUGAUACUGACUCGACUGCUGGUCUGCUCGUUCUGCUGGUUGACGAACACGUUCGUUUAUUACGGAUUGUCGUUGAACUCCGUAGCCUUCGCCGGUGACAAAUACGUUAAUUUCAUACUAGUCGCCGUCGUCGAGAUCCCGGCCUACUUCUUGACCUGGUUCCUGACCGAUUAUAUAGGCCGCAAGGCUACACUUUCCUCGUCUUUCCUACUGAGCGGCGUUUUCUGCUUGGCCAUACAAUUCGUACCGUCAGGUACCCUGAGCUUCUUGCCGCUGGUUUUGUACAUGGCAGGCAAGUGGUGCAUCACGAUGUCCUUUUCCACGGUUUACAUUUACACCACGGAGCUGUUCCCAACGAGCCUGAGACACUCCCUCCUUGGAAUCUGCAGCAUGACCGGUCGCAUGGGGUCAAUAUUGUCGCCGCAAACUCCACUUUUGGCACAAAUCAUGCCGGCGUUACCGUUGAUCCUGUUCGGAUGCAUGGGUCUGUUCGCGGGCCUGCUGUCCUUGUUCUUCCCGGAAACGUUGGGAACGAAACUUCCGGACACGGUGUGGGAGGCAGAGAACAUCGGGAAAGUGCAGACGAGGCAGGAGUCGCAGGAUUCGCCGUCUUAAAGAGGCGAAUAUACACCGCGACGCGUUUCAAAUUUGAAAGAGAGAAAUGCGAGAGGAGACGGAUAGGAGAAAUGGCUCUUAAAAGUUGCAUUGAUGAUUGUCGAUUGAGAAACUUUUGAAAAACAGAUAACGCUUUCAGAUUCAACUACGAAAUUGUUUAUCAGAGGAAGCAAAGUGCCAGUGGACAAUAACAGUAAUCGUUUCUAUUCCGCAUAGUAAAUGGAUGAGGGACGCCUUCUGUUUAUUCUCUCCAUCUUUCUCUCUCUCUCUCUCUCUCUCUCUCGCGCACGCUGUCCAUUUAAUGAAUUUUUAACGCGGCUAAUUAUCCCUUAUUGCUGCCAGUUAAGGCUAUCGUUGACGCGCCCGUGUUAUCUGUCGUCUAGACGUCUACGUACAAUAGAUUACACACACACGCAGACGAUCGCAUGAUGCUUCCUCCGUUUAGGCGGGAAAACAUAAUUACCUAUACUCUGUACUCAGGUAUUUACACAGUAUUGCUGCAUCAUGUUCGUAAACGCGUAUUAGUCGGUAAUUAUGUCUGGCAUCGUUUCGUAUUUCUGAUUUAACAAUUUAAGACUUAAUUCUUCCGGGAUGCAUUAUCCAGAUGCAUUAUCCAGACAGAAUUUAACGUAGUUUACUUUGCAAAAAAUGACUGCAAUUCUUGAAGUACAUUGCGAAAUCGUUUGGUCUUAAGAGGAUCAAGACGCAUAGAGCACCGUGCCAUGAUAGCACAUCGUUUAGACUAGUUUAGACGAAGAUAACAGCCAUAAUUUAAUUCCACGCAUAUUUAUAUUACAUUCACGCGACAUUGUAACCGUGAUAGACGGUUUCAGCAGUGGAAACACCGUCGCGUAUAAAUAGUACAAUCGUUUCGUUCACGCACGGCCACGAUGCUGUUUUAGGUAAUAAUUACAGAAUAAUUGUAUUAAGAAUGAUGCUCGCGGCGAUGGAAAUCCUACUUUGUUUGCUUAUUAUAACUCUCAACAUAUUCCGGACGAGUAUUAUCAUUUGCUGCCACCAAGUAUUAACCGUAAUGUCAUGUAAAUACAUAUAACGAAGGUUCCUCUCAUCAACUUGAAUAAUCCCACGGCUGUACAUACACGCGUGAAACAUUGAUGCCGCAGAGGGCUUCUUCCAUCGCGCGAGAAUCGCGAUAUUGACACUCGAAUUGUAGCACAAUCAAGUAAUUUAGUGGAGCUAGUGAUAAGAAUAUGCAUACCUACGCUAGAUACUCGUGUAACAGUUCAACUACGCAUUUACGUGAGACACAUAAUUCUGAUAGAACAUGAACAGUUACGAAUUGUUAAUAUCGAUUUUCAUCUCCCACCCGACUCUAUCCCACUUUGCGCGGUAAAAAGAUCGACAAGCUUAUAUGUAAUGUGAGCCAAGAACAUCGACGCUUGCGAAUAUCCUGAGACUCGGCUAAAUGAAAGCACACUGUCAUUAUUUGGUUUCAUUUGGAGGAAAUGCAAGGCAAAGUUGGCUUUUGUGGAGCAUAAAAGAGUUAGAUACGACGAGACAGUUCAGCGACCAGGUAUCAAAGGGCUAAUGCCGUGUAACGCCGCUUCCAUCCCCCGGAGAACAUUUUAAUGCGCACCGGGAUUUAGAUAUUUCAUUCUGACAAAUUCGCGGUGCGCGCGUACGUUGCAACUCAAAGGAAAAUUGAAGCGAGCUUGCCCGAUGCAAUAGGGCCUGGUGUGCAUGCACCCACACACACGCCGCGGUACGUGUGCUUGCACGCCACGCAAGGUUGGUUAUUUUAUGUUUACAGAUGACUCGACGGUUCGUAAUAAAUAUUGUUGCCCGGUC
Ceratina calcarata is the source of this 4113-nucleotide messenger RNA. Its product is annotated as solute carrier family 22 member 21. The coding region runs from base 628 to 2304 and encodes 558 amino acids. Gene Ontology annotation, cellular component: membrane. Lineage: Eukaryota; Metazoa; Arthropoda; Insecta; Hymenoptera; Apidae. The transcript is spliced from 11 exons. Gene Ontology annotation, biological process: transmembrane transport. The record is from RefSeq and is a predicted model, not a curated record. Gene Ontology annotation, molecular function: transmembrane transporter activity.